Molecule: messenger RNA, 3789 nt
Organism: Nyctereutes procyonoides (raccoon dog)
Lineage: Eukaryota; Metazoa; Chordata; Mammalia; Carnivora; Canidae
Gene: HACD2
Product: 3-hydroxyacyl-CoA dehydratase 2
Exons: 7
Coding region: 16-792 (258 amino acids)
Biological process (GO): sphingolipid biosynthetic process; very long-chain fatty acid biosynthetic process; fatty acid elongation
Cellular component (GO): endoplasmic reticulum membrane
Molecular function (GO): 3-hydroxyacyl-CoA dehydratase activity
Source: RefSeq, a predicted model, not a curated record
GCUCGGGCGCCCGACAUGGCGGCGGCGGCGGCGGCGGCGAAGGGGAAUGGGGGCGGGGGGGCCCGGGCCGGGGCCGGGGCCGGGGCCGCGGCCGGAGAAGCUGGCGGCGCGCGGAAGAAGAAGGGCCCAGGGCCGCUGGCCACGGCGUACCUGGUCAUCUACAAUGUGGUGAUGACGGCGGGGUGGCUGGUUAUAGCAGUUGGACUGGUCAGAGCAUACCUGGCUAAGGGUAGCUACCAUAGCCUUUAUUAUUCCAUUGAAAAGCCGUUGAAAUUCUUCCAAACUGGAGCCUUAUUGGAGAUUUUACAUUGUGCAGUAGGAAUUGUUCCAUCUUCUGUUGUCCUGACUUCUUUCCAGGUGAUGUCAAGAGUUUUUCUGAUAUGGGCAGUAACACAUAGCGUCAAAGAGGUACAGAGUGAAGACAGUGUCCUCCUGUUUGUUAUUGCCUGGACCAUCACAGAAAUUAUCCGUUACUCCUUUUAUACUUUCAGCCUAUUAAACCAUCUGCCUUACCUCAUCAAAUGGGCCAGGUACACACUUUUCAUUGUGCUGUACCCAAUGGGAGUGUCUGGAGAACUGCUCACCAUCUAUGCCGCUUUGCCCUUUGUCAGACAGGCUGGUCUGUACUCCAUCAGUUUACCUAACAAAUACAAUUUCUCCUUUGACUAUUAUGCAUUCCUAAUUCUGAUAAUGAUCUCCUACAUUCCAAUUUUUCCCCAGUUAUACUUCCACAUGAUACACCAGAGAAGAAAGGUCCUUUCUCACACUGAAGAACACAAGAAAUUUGAAUAGCUCCUGCUUUCUGCGCACCCCCAAAACACAAACUUUUCAGUGACAAAAAAAUGCUGCAGACUUUUUGAGUUCCCAGUACGUUUCAUAGAAAAUAAGUAAGAACUAUUUUUAAAAUAUUAAAAAAAUAAUAAAACAAAAACCAAAAUCCAGUGUCAUACAGGCCUGGGAUUUUAUUAAACAACAACAGCCGCCACCACCACACAGUAACAACAACAACAGAAACUGUUACAUACAACAUCCUGGCCGGUCCAUUUCAGCAUGCUCUUUCAACCUGAAGUUCCCAAUAUUUAUGAUGGCACUGGAAAGGGAUUUGGCAUUUUCCAUCCUCCUGUUUCCUUCAUGUAUCUGCUAAAUAAAGAUCUGUAACACCAAGUAGUCGAGAGUUACAGUCUGAGUAGUGAAGUCGUGCCCGCUGAAGGCCCAGCGUGCAGGAGGGUUGUGUUUCAGACUGCGGUGUGUUCAGCAUUCUCUCUUCCAAAUGCUUGACUGCAUGCUGGAAAGUCUGCAUUUCUGACGCAGCAAACCUUGUUCUCUGGAAUGUUACGAGGUUAUGGCUGGGACCUACCCCCUCCUAUCUAGUGAAUGAGUUGUGUAAGGUGCAUGUCUGCAAAGCCUAGGGGUAGUGCCCAUAAUCUGAAAACAGCUAGAACCCUGUGGUUUGUUUUCAGUUGAGUCAUGUCUACUUGCCACUAAGAAACAUGCUUGAACUUAAGUGUGUCUACAUCGUCGAGAACCUAUCCUAUCGAGGGCUCAGCCUCAGUCACGUUCUAACACGGUGACAGUUCUCACAAAGGGAAAGCUCAGUCACAAGCAAAUGACACGUGCCUUUCCCCGUAUCAUCCUCAAAACACUUCCGAGUAAUGUACCGACCAGUAGCUGUUCUCACUCGUGGACCCAAAGCCAGGCUAGUCACAUCAGGGGCAGAGAAUCUGUCAUUGGAAGCACAUGGAAGGUGUCGCUUUAGAAAUGUAAUCCUGAAGAACGUUCAGGAAUAGGUUUCUACACCCUUUUAUUUUUCAAUUUCAUUCAACUCUCCUGUUGGGAUACUUUUCCGAUUUAUGGUCCUAUGUAGUUCCUACCAAGCUGUAAAUCCAGAGGCAGCAAAGUGUUCCAGUUGGGCAGACAUGAGCUAAAUGCAGUGUCAUCUCCAUGUGUUCAAGCAGCCAAGAAAUACUUUGGUCACAUAGACAUGUCUAAUUACCACCGUGUCUUCAUACCAUUUAAUUGCUCAACUGUGCAUUUAAGACUCUUCAGGAAAGGGUUAAUGAAAAUGUAAAGCCCAAGUUCAGAUUUGCAUUAGAUUUUAAACAUAGGAUAGUCUUUGUGGAUUCUUUUCUUUUUUUUUUUUUUUUUCUAAUGGUUGAUACUUGAAAUUUUAAAAGCCUAUCUUACUAGCAUACUACAUAGUUAUAACAGUGUCAUGAUGGAAAACUAAUUUUUUAAAUGUUAUUUUCAUAGAUGCCUGAUAAUUAAGAUGAAAAUGAGAAGAAAGUAUGGAGCCUCAAAUUUAAUGCAGGCAGAUGUAUAAUAAAAUUAUUUUUGAAUUGAGCAUUAAAAUUCUGCUUCAAGUCAGCAAUCUUAACUUGGGCAUGUUGAGAUUAGAAUCUGUUCUUGUACUUCAUAAACUAAAUAUAGAGGAAAGAUUAUUUUUCAUGUGUUUUUCUCUUUCUUUUUCCAAAAUGUAUUUCUACUGUAAAAUAGAAACAAUUUGAGUUAUAUUAGUCUUAUUGCUUCGUUUGGGUAAGAUAUUUUUUUCAGUCAUUUCUGGAAUAGUCAUAGAAGAUGGGAUGAAAAAUGUAGGUUUUCCAGGAUCAGUGGAUUGGGGGUUUUAUCCAGGCCUCUCUGUUAGACUCUGUCACUAGUUACGAAGAACAGUCUGUCGCUAACAGUGGUGUUGCAUCAGAUUGAACCUUGGCAGCAAGAAGACAGCGAGCAACUCCCUCCUGAGAAAGGGUCUCCACCCCAGUGUGUAUUUUGAUCCAUCAACAUUUAAAAGGCUGGUGGCGGAUAAGUAAGGUAUGCCCGGGCCAUGUCCUUCAUUCCCCCCCUCUCAGUAACUGGUUUCUUUAUCUCUAACCUGAAUUAAUUCCUCCUUUGAUGGGCUAGUGGUCUUUUCUGAAUUGAGAACACAACCCCACCAACGGUCACAUCUUGCAAAGUGCGAGGUGGCGUUCGGUGGCUAUUUUGUUAGGCUGACUGUUUCCAUUUCAGGACGUAGUCAAAGGUAUCAUCUGCCCCGCCACCCACCUGGUUGAGUGUUUCAGACUCCCCACCCCCCGCCCCCCCCCCCCCGGGACCAUUUUCCAGGAGAGAAUUCUUUGAGGUGCGCAGUAGUGCUCUGUAGACACAAGCUGCUAAUCAGCAUCUCGCUGGGUUCCGUUUGCUCAGGUUGCGAUCACUCAUUUAACACAUACUGACCAUCAUCAAAGGCACCGUGGAGAGUUAGUCAUGGAAUAAAGCACUGUCCUUCGAGACAGAAUGUGUUCCUCGGGAGCAAACUUGUCACAGAAAGGGGCUUAGAAGACGUGUAGAGAUAAAGAGGCACAUGCAGAUUGUGCCCUUCUCUCUACUGGUUUGUUUGGGUUAUUCAUUUAUAACAGAAGAUCGGCAAUGAUGUGCUACGACCUGCAAGUUAUUUUCAGUUCUGAGUUUCUAUAUAAAACAUCAAAACCAGUACCUAUUACUCCUUUGAAAUUUGGGUAAAAAAAAAUCAUACAGCCACAUAUAAUAGUCAUUUUUGUAUUUUUUCUAUGUUGUGAAAACCAAAAUUGUAAUUUUAUAAGUCUUUGAUUCAUGAAAAUUAUAUAAUUUAAAUGUAUUUUUUGUAUAUUUAGACAUAAGGAGUUCCAAGACUAUGGCUAACUUUCUAUGCAUGCAUUUGGAAGCUGUUUUUACCUGAUAAUGUCAAUGUGGUAAUAAGUUGUACUCAUAAACUACUGACCUGUGUUGCAUUUCAAAAUAAACUGGUGUGUGCUCUGCCUGGAUUUGAAAUACUGA